AUGGCCGACGCACAAGGCGUUCCCAAGGAGGAGUCGCUGGCAACAUCCCAGGCUAGCGACGGUACCAAGUCUCUCAACACCUUGUCAUUGUCUGCAGCACCAGAUUCCGAAUCCCAGACCCAGGCUGACGAUGGAAAUUCAAGCACGACUGAGUCUGAGCCACCAGCCACGCCGGCCAAAGAGGACGACGACGGGAUCGCGACCGGAACAACCUUGUUCGUCUUCUUGCUUUGUACCAGUCUGGCUGGGAACGAGGGCGCGGGCGCGGUCCCCGAGACCACGAAACUUGCAUCUGGUGUCGUGGGCCCGUGGGACCAAACGUCGAGGUCCUCACCCAUGUUGGCAGAAACAACAGUUCUCGGUACCGUCCGUGGCCAUUCGCUGCGAUGCCCCAUGUGUGCCGAGGAGUUUUACCACCGAUACUCUGUAACUGGCGCCGAUUUCAAAGCGGAUCAAGGCGGGCCAGACGCCCAACGGGUCGUCGACGCGGGCUGGUUGAGAUGCACCCUUUUCGGCACCGCAUACGCCAGAGACUUUUGCGUCAAGAGAAAAAAGCCACUCAUCAUCAUGGAGAGCGAGGAGGCCAGAAAGCUCGUGCUGCUCAACCGAGAGAAAUACAUGUUCAACAAGUGCGAAGAACUGCCCCAGACGGCUUUGGAGGGGACGAGGUGGUUCAGCAGAGUCGUCGCAGCAGACAUUGCCCAGAGCUUUGGCGCGACUCCGGCUCCCGACUCUGGUCUUCCGGCUCCAGUCGCUCCAGUCAUCUAUCCCCGCCCUGUCGAAGGAGAGGCGGAGAAGCCCAAAAACACCUUCAACAUGGCUUGGAUGAUACUUGACCAUGGAAACAAUCAGUACCGAAUGUCGCCGAUCCUGUGCCUCGACGCCUGUUGUUUGAUAGUCCAGACGGAAGGACUUGGAGGAGUCACAAAGACCAUGACCGCAGAAGAGUUCAACGCGAUGACCAAGGCGAGAGGAGGUCUCAAGACCGUGGUGGAGAGCUUCGGACCGGAUGAUGUGACCGACGCGCUUGAAAUGGAUGCUUCCAGCCGGCUCUGGCUGGCGAAGAUGCUGGGCAAACCGCCGAGGGACCCCGACUACCCGUCGGACGAUGAAUGGUACAAGAGAAUCGCCCUGGCUUUCGGAUUUUCCACCCGCCCGCCACUGGAAUGUGGUGGCAGUGACAACGACGACGGCACGCCGCCCCCUGCUGCUGCUGCUGCGGACGCGGACGACGAGCAGAACGACUCGGACGAGUCCUUGCCAGAGCUUCCUAUCGUGUAA
Messenger RNA from Fonsecaea monophora, 1281 nucleotides. RefSeq lists its product as hypothetical. The transcript has 3 exons. Bases 1 to 1281 code for a protein of 426 amino acids. NCBI's taxonomy places the organism in Eukaryota, Fungi, Ascomycota, Eurotiomycetes, Chaetothyriales, Herpotrichiellaceae. The record is from RefSeq and is a predicted model, not a curated record.